AUGAUUCAUGCAGAAGAAAAGCACAGAGAGAUAAUAAUGAAAUAUUUAUAUGAGCAACCUGAGAUCAAUGCAUUUGCAAUUGGUGAUAUUUAUAACUAUGGCUUUGAUAAACCAUUUCAAGACGUUUGGAUUGAUAAUGAAACGAACAUCAAUGCUGUUUUAGUUCGCUAUUACGAAAACCUUUGUAUAUGCAGCUACAAUCAUCUUAUUUUUAAGGACUUCAUACAAGAAUUAAUUGAUAGCAGUAAAAUCGAAAGCUAUUCAGGCGAAACAUCAUAUAUUCAAUCAUAUAACUUCGAUAACUUCCAAAAGAAGACUCAUCUUACACUUGCACACUUCACGAAAGAAAACAAUUCUUAUGACUACUCUUUAGUGAAAAAGCUGAAUGUUGAACAUCUCGACCAAAUCAUGGAUCUAAUGCAGCAAUGUUUUGGUUACAAAGUUGAAAGAGAAGCCAUUAAAAAUGAGUUUUUAACGAAUACUUGCCGAGCAUAUGGCAUUUUUGAUGGAGACAAAUUAGUAUCAAUGGCAAAAUCUACCGCAGAAUCCGAAAAAAUAGCAAUGGUAGUCAUGGUUUGCACAGAUAAAGAAUAUCGAGGUAAAAGUUAUGCAUCAAAGUGUACUGCAAAGUUAAGCAAUGAGUUAUUAUCAGAGGGUAAGAUUCCGUGUUUAUAUUACGUUGAUCCAAUUGCUGCAAAAAUUUAUAUGAAAUUAGGAUAUGAGAAUAUUGGUCUCUAUAGUAUGAUUAGAAAGUCUGAAUAG
Messenger RNA from Trichomonas vaginalis G3, 762 nucleotides. Its product is annotated as N-acetyltransferase family. The transcript has a single exon. The record is from RefSeq and is a predicted model, not a curated record. NCBI's taxonomy places the organism in Eukaryota, Parabasalia, Trichomonadida, Trichomonadidae. Gene Ontology annotation, molecular function: acyltransferase activity, transferring groups other than amino-acyl groups. Bases 1 to 762 code for a protein of 253 amino acids.